UUUAUCUCAGUAUAUCUAGCGUUUUGGUAGUCACAAUUACCGCUUUUAUUUCUCUGAAGGUGUUCCCAAUCGCUACACCUAAAAUGAAGGCGGCUUUUAUCGGUCUUAUUCUUCUGAUACCUUGUUUUGAGUCUCUGGAGUCUAAAGAGGCUCUUUCUUUCACCUACCAUCGCUACCCGCAACUGCGGCAAGCACUCGUUGGCGUCUGGCUACAGUGCCCCCAGAUCACUCGGCUCUAUAGCAUUGGCAAGAGCUCCCAAGGCAGACAGCUGCUAGUCAUCGAAAUCAGCGACCGGCCCGGAGUACACGAACCAGGAGAGCCAGAGAUGAAACUUGUGGGCAACAUGCACGGCAAUGAAGCUGUUGGUCGGGAGCUGCUUGUGUAUUUAGCACAAUACCUGUGCGAUGAGUACCAGCGAGGGAACAACACCAUCCUCAACUUAAUUCAGAGCACACGCAUUCACAUUCUCCCUUCCAUGAACCCUGAUGGCUUUGAGCUGGCAGCCUCUCAGAGAGGCAGUGUGAAGGACUGGCUUCUAGGAAGAGCCAAUGGCCAGGGCAUCGACCUCAACCGUAAUUUCCCUGACCUGGACAAGAUAGCCUAUCUGAACGAGCGCUCAGGAGGCCCCAAUCACCAUCUUCUCCAGGACAUCAAGAACCGUGUGAAAGAGAACAGCAAGCUGGCCCCAGAGACUAAGGCUGUCAUCAAGUGGAUAAUGCAAAUUCCAUUUGUUAUGUCAGCUAAUCUCCAUGGUGGAGACAUUGUUGCUAACUAUCCCUAUGAUGAGACAAGAACAGGCGUGGAUAAGCAGUACACCCCGUGUCCUGACGAUGCCAUGUUCAAAAGCCUGGCUCAUGCCUAUGCUACACACAACCCCGUCAUGUCAAACCCCCACAGACUCCCUUGUGACAUGGAGGGAGAUGAUGGGUUUAUAAACGGAACGACCAACGGGGCAGCCUGGUAUAGUGUCCCUGGAGGUAUGCAGGAUUUUAACUACCUCAGCACUAACUGCUUUGAGAUAACGGUUGAGCUGAGCUGUGAAAAGUUCCCCCCUGCGUCACAUUUAAGGAAGUACUGGCUUGAUAACAAGGCCUCACUCAUUAACUACAUUCAGCAGGUUCACCGAGGGAUCAAAGGAUUUGUUACUGACAGCGAGGGAAAUCCAAUAGCAAAUGCAACAAUUUCAGUCAAAGGCAUCGACCACGACAUCACCACAGCUGAGGAUGGAGACUACUGGAGGCUUCUGGUACCAGGGGAGUAUCAAGUCACAGCUUCUUCUCCAUCUUAUGAAAGUGUCACCAGGAAAGUGAUCGUCCCACAUAAUCCUGCACAGAAGGUGGACUUCAGAUUGAAGGCACUGCAGCAGAAGAACAAUGAAGAACAGCAGGAACUGGAGAGAUGGUGGAAAAUGAUGUCAGAAACAUUGAACUUCUGAACAGUCAUGGUUAUUUCAGCCAUUUUAAUCUGUUGCUUUCUUCUUUUCAGACAAGUAAGAGGGUACUGGUGAAUCUUUGUUCUUGUAAAUCAUUGGCUUUUUCUCAUGAAACAUUUCAGUCUGAUUCUCUCUUCUUUGGUAUGCACAGACUCCAUGAAACAAACCCAAGCAAAAAUGUUAAAGUUUGGUUUCCCCAAAUUAUCCGUUCUUAUAAUACACAGUGUUUCUCUUUUAUAGUUUUCAGGAAGUAAAACUGAAAAACAAAAUCUGAAAACAGAUUCAGCUGUUCAUGUUAGCUGUAAGAUGUUAAAAGUAUACUGAUGAAAAAAAGAAACGCAACAUUUUCUGGAAUGAGAAUACUAUAGUUAUAGCUGGUGUACUUUCACAAAAAGUUGUCGAUUUGUUUUAAGCCCUCUGACCAGCAAUAAAGAUUGUGCAGUGAGGCAUUGCAAGUUGCCGAUCACAUGAAAGCUCAUUAGGUGCACUUUUACCCAACGAGGUCCAGGUGGAACAAUGCCCGAUCAGGUCACCUUUAAAAAGGCCUUAAUUCAAAGCUCUAGGUCACUGCAAAAAAAGGCCACACUUAGUUUUCUGUACAUUCCAUAAUUCUUUUAAUGUCACCAGAAGCAAGGGAGAGGACCAUUGGCAUGCUGCAGGCAGGCAUGUCAUGUGCCAGCAUUGCCAGACACUGUGGAGUAGGCUGCUCCACUGUGUCCCGACUGCAGAGAAGGUUUCAGCAGAUCGGCAGGACAGAUAGCCAUCCAAGAUCUGGUCGCCCUCAAGUGACCACAGCAGAGCAGGACUGACAUAUCAGACUGGUCCAUCUGAGAGAUUUUUUCAGGUCUGCCACCCAUACUGCUGCUGAAAUUGCCGGCAGAUACAA
Molecule: messenger RNA, 2319 nt
Organism: Lepisosteus oculatus (spotted gar)
Lineage: Eukaryota; Metazoa; Chordata; Actinopteri; Semionotiformes; Lepisosteidae
Product: carboxypeptidase E-like
Biological process (GO): peptide metabolic process; protein processing
Molecular function (GO): metallocarboxypeptidase activity; zinc ion binding
Source: RefSeq, a predicted model, not a curated record